Molecule: messenger RNA, 3920 nt
Organism: Terrapene triunguis (Three-toed box turtle)
Lineage: Eukaryota; Metazoa; Chordata; Testudines; Emydidae
Gene: LIMK2
Product: LIM domain kinase 2
Exons: 16
Coding region: 1-2016 (671 amino acids)
Biological process (GO): protein phosphorylation; actin cytoskeleton organization
Cellular component (GO): nucleus; cytoplasm
Molecular function (GO): protein binding; protein serine/threonine kinase activity; ATP binding
Source: RefSeq, a predicted model, not a curated record
AUGUGCGGGCGAGGUCUAGAGACCUGGUGGAGGCGUGGGGGCGCUUUGGCCGCGCGCCGCACUGAGGGGAGCGAGCCCGGCCGGGCGAUGGAGGGGCCGCCAGGUGAAGAGGUCUGGAGAUGUCUGGGCUGUGGGGACAGCAUUCCAGCUGGUCAACGACUGUACAGGACUGUUAAUGAAGCGUGGCACAGCUCUUGCUUCCGGUGCUCUGAAUGUCAGGACCCGCUCACUAACUGGUACUAUGAAAAGGAUGGGAAGCUCUAUUGUCACAAAGACUACUGGGGGAAAUUUGGGGAAUCUUGCCAUGGCUGCUCUUUGCUGAUGACUGGACCUGUGAUGGUGGCUGGAGAAUACAAGUACCAUCCUGAAUGCUUUGCUUGUAUGAGUUGCAAAGUAAUCAUUGAAGAUGGAGACACGUAUGCGCUAGUACAACACUCCACACUCUACUGUGGAAAAUGCCAUAACCAGAUUGUGCUGACGCCAAUGAUAGAAACUCUCUCCACGGAAUCUCUGCGUGAACAGCUACCAUACACACUGACCCUCAUCUCUAUGCCUGCAGCCACUGAUGGCAAGAGAGGGAUCUCUGUGGCUGUCGAAGGUGGCUGCUCCAGCUACGCCACCAGUGUCCAGGUGAAAGAAGUCAACAGAAGACAUAUUAGCCCAGAUGUCCAAAAUGCCAUCCACUCUGGAGACCGGAUCCUGGAAAUCAAUGGAGUCCCUAUUCGCACAUUACAAGUGGAGGAAGUGGAGGACCUGAUUCGCAGGACAAGCCAGACACUUCAGCUGCUCAUAGAACAUGACCCUGUCUCUCAGCGACUGGACAGACUGCGUCUGGACUCCAGGCUCCCCACCCAUGUAAACACCACCACCACCUCACGCUCCAUUUCCUCAUUGGACAUUAAGGGGAAUCUGGAAGGAACACUGAACCGGCGCUCCCUCAGGCGAAGUAACAGUAUUUCCAAGUCUCCUGGACCCAGCUCCCCAAAGGAACCGCUCAUUCUGAGCCGUGACAUCAGUCGCUCUGAAUCUCUGCGCUCCUCCUCCAGCUAUUCCCAGCAGAUCUUCCGGCCCUGUGAUCUGACACAUGGUGAAGUACUCGGGAAAGGAUUCUUUGGACAAGCUAUCAAGGUAACGCACAAAGCAACAGGGAAGGUGAUGGUGAUGAAGGAGCUGAUUCGCUGUGAUGAGGAAACACAGAAGACUUUCUUGACAGAGGUGAAAGUGAUGCGCAGUUUGGAUCACCCCAAUGUGCUGAAGUUCAUUGGUGUACUGUACAAGGACAAGAAGCUGAACCUUCUCACGGAGUACAUUGAAGGGGGGACUCUAAAGGACUUCCUCCGCAAUGCGGACCCUUUUCCUUGGCAGCAGAAGGUCAGCUUUGCCAAAGGAGUUGCUUCAGGAAUGGCCUAUUUGCACUCCAUGUGUAUCAUCCACAGAGACCUGAAUUCGCAUAACUGUCUGAUCAAAUUGGAUAACACUGUGGUGGUUGCCGAUUUUGGACUGUCUCGGCUGAUUGUGGAAGAGAGAAAGAAACCCACCCUGGAAAAGCCAUCUGUCAAGAAGCGAACUCUACGCAAGAGCGAUAGGAAGAAGCGCUAUACUGUGGUCGGGAACCCGUACUGGAUGGCGCCCGAGAUGUUAAAUGGGCAGAGUUAUGACGAGACUGUGGACAUCUUCUCGUUUGGGAUUGUUCUCUGUGAGAUCAUCGGGCAGGUGUAUGCUGACCCUGACUGCCUCCCUCGCACACUGGAUUUUGGCCUCAAUGUAAAGCUGUUCUGGGAGAAGUUUGUUCCUGCCGAUUGCCCUCCAGCCUUCUUCCCUCUGGCUGCCAUUUGCUGCAGGCUGGAACCAGAGAGCAGGCCCCCAUUUUCAAAGCUGGAGGAUUCCUUUGAAGCCCUUUCUCUCUACCUGGGAGAACUGGGCAUCCCCCUCCCUUCCGAGCUGGAGGAGCUGGACCACAAUGUGAGCAUUCAGUAUGGGCUGAGCCGUGACAAGCUACCUGAAAACACAACCUAGGCGGCCCAUCCUGUGAUCUGUGCUACUUUUCAUUGGAUCCUAUACGAGUGGUGUGGAGGGGAGAUGUACUUCGGCCACCUGCAGGGCAUUCAGAGGGCACCAACUGCAUACUUGGUGCAUCACCUCUCCCUCCCCCAUGAAACUAAACCGCCAUGUCUGUUUGAUCUCCUGGUUUCACUGUGGAUUUAUGGCACAUUUUGCAAGUGAAAAGGGCUAUUUCCUGCCUGCUGCACCAAGGAGAGCUGCUCAACACAACACAAUUCUUUGGGGCCUGUCUGGCUUUGUAUCACUGUGGUGCCUUAGAACUUGACAUGUGACUGUAAGCUGUGAAAUAGUCCUGGCCUAUCUGCCAGGAAGGGAAUCACUAUAGGAAGUCUCCUUUGUUAGGAACUGCUUUUCUGGAAUCACUUGUCCCAGACUUUUAGUGACUGUGCUCUCCUUGGAAGACCUGGAAUACACUAGAACUAGGAAAACCAGGCACCUGGCAAAGGGCUUAGUCAGGGACUCCAUUGCUUUUCUACAUGUCAGGGUGGGAGUUCCCGAGCUGCCUAGGGAUUAGGAGAAGCUCUAGGAAUUGAGGGGAGCUUGAACGAAAUGGUUGUGGUAUCAUGUCUGUGGGUAGAAUUUGUCUCAGUUAGUGUAGUUCACCCUCCAAGGCCCUGUUCAGAAACACUACAGCCAGUGAAAACUGGGCUUUGCUCACCCUCCUGAUGUGAAUGAGGCUGUGCUCUGAGUCCAGAGGGUAAGAAGGGGGAGACUGAGUGGUUCUCAGGUAUGCUUUUAACUCUACCAACACCUUCAGCUACUGACUCCACACAACCAGUCCCCCAGGCUGGGACCUCAGAGCAGGCAAAAGGACACAAGUCUGAAUGCCCAGAACUGCAGCAGCACUCUGAUCCUGAUGUGCUGUAUAAAUGGGAGACUUGUCCCCAAAGAGCUUGUGCCUGUUUCUGGGCAUUUGGCCUGGUGCAGUGAGAUACAUGCCUCAUAAUGGUGGCAGAAUAUACCUGGUGGAGAGCUGAAUAGCUCUAUGCUGAGGCAUUUGGCUUGGACUAGGUGAGUGUUUGACAUGGAUAACCCUCAUGAGCAGAAGGAAUUUGAGGGCAUGCUGAAAAGGUUACUCAAGGACAGAUGCUAGUGAAUUGGAGUCUCAUGUCUUCCGUCCUCUCCGUGUACUAGUUGGAGGAUUCGUAAUUCAGUAGCUAUUACUGCCCUUCUCCAGCAAGACCUGCAGUGGAGGGGAGUCCCAUAAGUGUGUCUGCCACUCAGUUAUCUGUUCUGGAGCCCCUGACACAGAACUUGGUCUCAUUCUCCAAACAGAAUCCUUCUCCAGAGACAUGCCAUGCAUGGAGGGAAGAGAGCCUGGGGAGGGAAGGAGGCAGCAUAUUCACUGAGGCUUUGAACUGGGGCAUUAGAGGGAAAUGUAGGAGGAAGGAAACCGCUUCCCCAGUAAUAUGUGGCUGGUGCUACCUAGUAAAAGGCUGGCUGCUGAGUCCACUUGAGUUCCAUGCCCUCUUGGUAAAACUGGAUUCAGUCUCUGCUCUCCUUUGCAACCCCAUAAUCUACUAGUGAGGAAUGUGUGUUAAUGUUUGUUCCUCUAUUCCCUAAGGCGUUGGGAAUAUGUGAAAACCUGGCCAUAGAAAUUACAUGGGAUCAGCCCUCAUGUCUGUCUUAAGUUGGUUGUGUUUAAUUUGUAUGGUGGUGGUUUUAGAAACAGGAAAGUCCUGUGCUGUGAGCCAGUGGGGGAGUUGUCAAUUGGGUCCGGUGGAUUCAGGCAUUCUGAUUGUUACAGGACUUUCUUCCUACUACUUAGUAGGAUGGGGAAACUCAAGGGAGGGCGUCCUGGGUGAUGUGUGGGUGGGGAGACUUAACUCCAUGUGAUUGCACAGCACAAUGUUUGUUGA